CUAUAGUAAAGUUAGAAAAACAGCUGGUAUUUAGUAGCCUCAUUUUCUAAUCUUGCACUUGCACUUGCACUAAACUGUAAUAAUAAAAUAACAUAAAUAAUAUCUAAAUCAAGCACGUGUAAAUCAUGGAACCUGAUUUUAAAAAGCCUCAUCAAAAUAAUCAUUUAAAAAAUAAUAAAACUGAUACUAAUAACACAAGUAAUAAGAUACCAUUUGAUAAAAAGAAAUAUCGUUUAAAAAAAUACAGCAAUAAAUAUAAAGUUGAUAAAUGGGAAGAAAAAAGAAAAAAAUCUGUUAUUCAUAGAUUUUAUAAUGAUCUUCAAAAAACACAAAAAAAAGAUUUAUUAAAACAAGGAAAUAAUCAAAAAAAUGAUUCAUCAACAUCAGAAAAUACUCAGGAUAAUGGAAAAUCAUUGGAGACACCAAAAACAGAUGAAAAACGAAAACAUCAACCAAAUGCAUUUGUGGCAGCAAAAUUAGCUUUUAAAAAAAAACAAGAAGAAAAAGAUCACAAAAUAAAAGCUAUUUUAAAAGCAAAAGCUGAAAGAGAAGAGGCAAUAAAAAAAUAUAAAGAAAAGAAAUUUAAAAAAACAAAAAUGUUAACAAAAAAUACAAGAAGAGGACAACCAGUUAUGAAAGACAGAUUAGAAUUUUUAUUAGAAAAAAUUCAAGAAAAGGUAUAAUCAUUGUUUAAAAAAUUUCUAGUUAAAUUUUGAAA
This is a messenger RNA of Aphidius gifuensis, 718 nucleotides long. RefSeq names its product thyroid transcription factor 1-associated protein 26 homolog. The coding region runs from base 126 to 683 and encodes 185 amino acids. NCBI's taxonomy places the organism in Eukaryota, Metazoa, Arthropoda, Insecta, Hymenoptera, Braconidae. Gene Ontology annotation, cellular component: nucleus. The record is from RefSeq and is a predicted model, not a curated record. The transcript is spliced from 3 exons.